CAAAAAGAAAGGAGAAAAAAAACUGGAAAACGAUCUAAAGUCGUCUAAACCCCCUGGAAGGAGGGAGGAAAUCCCUAAUAACCCCCGGUCGCCUUUCCACGGCGAAAGGUAUCCCGGCGGCGAUGGCGGCGGCUGCGGCAAGGUCCGGAUCCCGGCGCUUGUUCUCCAUAUCCGCCCUGGUGCCACCGAAGCCACCGACCCUUCCCCCGAAGGCAGAUCCCUUUGCCAGCCUCUUCGUUCCCGGGUUAGGCAAGCGAACAGCAGCUGAUGGACUUAGGGGAGCUUUUGCAAAGUCUGGUGAAGUUGUGCAUGGUUCUCUUUUGGCAAACCUUCCAGCAUCAUCUGUAAAAAAUUCAAGGUGGUAUAUGAUCAAUGCAAACCGUUCAGGUCCUUUGACAGUGCGUAAAGAAUACCGCAAAGUACUUCCUUCUUUCAUAAGGCCAUCUGCAUCUUACUCCACACAAGCUUCAGAAAAAAGACCAAAACAGGAGAAAACAGACUUGACGACUGUUGAAGAUCCCUUUAAUGCCCCUACCUACAAUAUACCUGAGAAGCCAGUGACAUUUGUCGAGGGCGCCUCUUACAGUGUUGUAAUACUUGCUGGGCUUGGAGUUGCUGCAUUGGCUGGAUACUCUGUUUUCAAAGAGCUUAUAUUUGAACCAAAAGAGUACAAGAUUUUUGGGAAAGCUCUAGCAAGAGUUCAGAGUGAUAGCCAGGUUACAGCCAAAAUUGGUUACCCUAUAACUGGUUAUGGUACGGAAUCCAGAAACCGUGCAGCUCGGCAGCGCAUCCAAAACAGGGUUUGGACAGAUGAGGAUGGUGUUGAACAUGUGGAGGUAGGCUUUCAUAUCCGAGGGCCGCAUGGAGCUGGAAAGGUGUUUGCGGAGAUGUUCAAAGAUAGCUCCGACAGGACAUGGAAGUUCACGUUUCUUCUCGUCGAGAUUACGUCACCGCGACCCGCACAAAUCAUGUUAGAAUCUUACCUACCAGCAUAAGGAUGCAAGAGACAACAUCAGCCGGCAGUGGCACAUCCAUGCGACACUUCAUUUUACAUCCCAUCUCCAAUGGCCUGAAUCUCAUGUUAAAUACCCAUCCUCGGAUUAAAGAAGUUGUGAAUUUUGAACUUCCCCGAAAGCAUAAGUAGGAGGAAGAUGAACCAUCAGAGUUGCUGACCAUCUCUAGUAUCUUAGAUAUGGUGUACCCUGCAAGGACCUUGAUGUUGUUGCUUUGUUUAGGUGAAAAGCGUGCAGGCACAUGGUAUACAGCCCAUCUUUCCUGAUGCUCCUCAAAACAUGGGACGGAGCGAGUGAUCCUUCAUCUAUCGAGUUUUGGUCCCAUUUCAGGCAGUUUUAAUGAUGCACGUGGAUUUCGUGCAAGCCUCCAAUGAUGUCCAAAUAGCAAUAAUACUAUCUGGUUACAUUACGACUCUCAAGCCUGGGGUUCCAGGCAUGUAUGAAGUGAUCUUCAAUACAAGUGUGCAUGUUUCUUUA
This is a messenger RNA of Triticum urartu, 1490 nucleotides long. RefSeq names its product putative mitochondrial import inner membrane translocase subunit TIM21. Lineage: Eukaryota; Viridiplantae; Streptophyta; Magnoliopsida; Poales; Poaceae. Gene Ontology annotation, cellular component: TIM23 mitochondrial import inner membrane translocase complex. The record is from RefSeq and is a predicted model, not a curated record. Gene Ontology annotation, biological process: protein import into mitochondrial matrix.